This is a messenger RNA of Photinus pyralis (common eastern firefly), 879 nucleotides long. RefSeq names its product predicted GPI-anchored protein 58. The record is from RefSeq and is a predicted model, not a curated record. The coding region runs from base 307 to 828 and encodes 173 amino acids. NCBI's taxonomy places the organism in Eukaryota, Metazoa, Arthropoda, Insecta, Coleoptera, Lampyridae. The transcript has 2 exons.
CAUCAAAUUCAGACUACCGUAUGGUAGCUCACGUUCGUCUUCGAAUAUAAAUAGCCCGUCUGUGUUUUGAUAAGCGUCAGUUCAUCAACUUCAAUUCAAUUAUCAUGAAGGUAAGUACCAAGUGUAUCGUAAUAUUUUCCUUCCACCGCUAACUUGCAAACGUAAGAAACUGAUGCUAGAUCGACGAUCAACUAGAAGUAAUUCCGAAAACAUGUGGAAAAAUAUCGAUGUAGGUACUAGAGACCGUUAAAAGGGCGUAAUUUGUAAUUGCAGACUGCGGUUGCUCUUACUCUUUUGGUGGUGUCGAUGACAUCUGCACAACCUACCCGAGGUAGGCCUUUCGCACGACAACAGGCGGCACCCGAAGCUCCACCACAAAACGCACCCUACCAGCCGAGUGGAUGGAGACCACAAGGAGCACCAUUCAACCUACCGAAAUCGCAACCAAAGCAAUCGUACGGUCCACCUUCACCAUCUUACGGACCACCAGCGGCAGCGGAACCGACGACGGUGGAUUACGAAAUUGUCACCUCCACAGAUCCUCCAGCGCCCGCUAAAGUAGCCACGAGCGCAGUCAAUCAACAGAAAUCUGCUCCGGUUCUCAAGCAGGAGGGCGUCUAUUUCGUCGUGCUACCCCAAAGCGCGCCCGUUGCGCCACUACAGCAGACCCAAAAUUUAGUGUACGCAUAUCCAGAAGUGCCAAAGACUGCCUUAGUUGCCGUCCCUCAAGCUCCGGUCCGGGCGGCCCAGUUACAGAGUGCCCCACUAACGACGUACAAGGUGGUGUAUUCUCCGAUAACAGCCCCGUACGUUGAAGUUAAUUGGUAAAGAUAUUAACAAUUUGUUAAAUCGAAGUUUUUUUAUAUUGUGUGCCCUAAU